Molecule: messenger RNA, 8779 nt
Organism: Contarinia nasturtii (swede midge)
Lineage: Eukaryota; Metazoa; Arthropoda; Insecta; Diptera; Cecidomyiidae
Gene: brat
Product: brain tumor protein
Exons: 5
Coding region: 1951-4710 (919 amino acids)
Biological process (GO): negative regulation of translation
Molecular function (GO): protein binding; zinc ion binding; translation repressor activity
Source: RefSeq, a predicted model, not a curated record
AUUAAGCAAACACUUUCAAGAAAGUUUGUAAUAAAUUAAGUGUGCAGCAGUUUUUUCUUUGUAUAUGAUACGUUUCUAAAACGUCAGAUUUGAAUUCGUAUUUAUUUUAGUAAGUGUCGAUCAAACCAUAUGUUGGUUAAUUGUGAGUGUAUCAAAUCGGUUAAUUUUCAACGCAAAAAAUAGUAUUGAAAGUCGUCACAAAUAACAAAAGUAAAAAAUCAAUCGAAAAAUUUAUGUCUGUAGACACCGGGCAAAACUCAAUAAAGAAGAGAGAAAAAAACGCAUUCGUUAUUUAUUCAAUUCGCCAGCUGUUCAUUGUCUACGGCUUCAAAAGAAACAAGGAAAUAGACCCUUUGCAAACAAAUUCGUCGAGUUGAAGAGUUCCAAAUCGACGAAACAGCGGAACAUAGUUUUUAAAAACAACGAAAAAGUAAGUGCGUGAUAUAUAAAAAUCAUAUAGACUGGAGAUUGCGCAGAUCAACUGCUCUCGAUUUAAAUGUGAUUGUAUCGUGUGCUCAGCAAAACGACAAACAGCGACAAAAAAAACUACGAAAACUGCAUACGUUUCGCGAAACUAAUAAAACAAAAGAAGAAUUAACGGAAAUUUAAUCAAUUUAUAUUUGCAAGAAAAGUGAAAGUAUCUAGACAAUUGCGUUUGUGUUAAACCAAUAUUGACAUAAACAUACUUUUUUUGUGUAACAAACGGCCCAAAUAUACUGUAAACGAAACGAAAAACACAUCGGAAAUCAAUUAGUUACAAAGCAACUCGAAGGAUAUCAUUUCAGCCCAGAGACAAGUUGCUUCCGUUUAUCGAUCAACAGAAAACCAACAUUUACAUCUCUCGGUACAUGCAUUUCAUUCGUAUGGUUGCAAAGGAACGGCAACGAAUCAACGACAACGGAACAAAAUUGACGGCGCAUUGUUCAUUAGAAAAAGGCUUGACGUGUUGCUUUUUUUUCAUCAACACAACAUCAUCAGACACAGUCCAUUAUAUUGGGAAAUUUUGAGCACCAAAAUGAUGUGGCAGCACAAUAAGUUGAAGAAGCGUCGUAAUAUUGUUCCGGCUCGGCAAUAACACUUCAAAUAAAUUAUAUUAUAUAAAAAAAAAUUCUUCUGUUCGGUUGUAAUCCGAUGAACUAAAGUUGUUUGUUACAAAAAUACAUCGUGCACGACUAAACAGAACUUUGAACGUGUUAUAAAAAUAAUAAAAGCAAAUGUUACGACGUUGUUGUGAAAAUUAACAAGAAAAAAAAAUACACACACAUAGUUAGAAAUAAACUCAUUUGUUUUGUUUCGUUUUAAUAAUAAGAAGAAAAUAAAGAAGAAGCAAGAACCAAAAAAUAUUUUGCGAACAAGCAUGACAACACCAGACCAUAAAAAGUUAUAAUCAAAACAAUAGAGACACAACAUUUUCGGUGUGAAUGAAAAGUCACAGAUGUUUUAGUGCAUUUUUCGUCGCAUAAAGUAAAAACAAGUUGAACGAGAAAAAAAAGCGUAGUAAAACGCCAACCAAAGAAUCAAAUAAAUUAUGUUUGUUGAUGGAAUGAAUUGAAAGAGAGAGAAAAAAGUUGACGAAAAUAUAAAGUAAAUGAAAAACAAUUCCGAUUAUCCAAUUACAUUCGCAACAUAAACAUUUAAUGCAAAUAAUCUAAACGACGAAUUAAAAAGAGAAUAAAAAGUUUUCAAAAAGAAAAAUAAAACAAUUUGAGCAAACGUCAACGUCGAUGCAAAAAAAAAAAUCAUUUGCCCACCACAAGAGUUUCAUUUGUUAUUCUAGAAUUGCGUCAGUUGAAAUCAGCAAAAAUUUGUGUCAAAGUGCGUCAAUAAUUCAGUAAAUAGAGAAAGCGACACAGAGAAUACGAGAGAACGAGCGAAAGAGAAGACCAAAGUCAAUUCGAAUUCGAAAAAGAAUAUUGUUUGUGUACAUGAUUCGUAGCAAUUAUCAUCAAAAUGGCUACAUCACCCACACCAUCAUUUGAAUCGCUUCCAGGCGGUAAUUCAAUUGGAUCAUUCGGUGAACCAGCUGAUUAUUUAUCUGAUUCUCCAUUAACAUUGAGCGGUUCAUCGCCACCAGUCAGCGAUUCAGCAAUUUGUGACGAUUUUAGUAGCGGUUUAGUGAGUAGUUUGGAUUCACAAUCAUCUGGAUCGAAUAGUUCAAACGGUCCACGUUGUACUGGAUGCAAAAGUAAGCAAUCUGACGCAGUAGCCAAGUGCAUUGAAUGCGCAAAUUAUUUGUGUGCAAACUGUGUAACAGCUCAUCAAUUCAUGCAUUGUUUCGAAGGACACAGUGUCUUCCGUAUAAACGAGACCAACGGUCAACCAAACACAUUGAGCAAACUCAUGAAUACAUUUGAAACGAAUCGAUUGUCGGUGAAUUUAAAAGACGAUCAAACAAUUGUCAGUAAAUUAAGUAUGACAACAUCAAAUGGAUCGUCGUCGGGUGUGUCAUCGAUCACAGAUCGUUCGGUAAUUGCACCACCACAAGGAUCAACAAUGCCAGCAUCAACACCAUCGUCAUCAUCAUCAUCGUCAUCGAUGAAUGUCAAUGGAUUAGAUAAUUCGAUGGCAAUCACAACAACAACUGCAUCAACAGCUGUUCUAUCCGGAUCGGCUAAUUCAAUAAUAGGCAACAAUAAUAAAUUGACCAACGGCAAUGGCAGCACUUAUCAUUGUUUGCGUCAUAAAAAUGAAUUGAUUAAAUUUUAUUGCCGUACAUGCAAUGUGUCGGUAUGCAAAGAUUGCAUGAUUAACGAGCAUCCAGCCGGUUUACAUGAAUGCGAACAUAUCAAUGAGGUGACACCAAAACAGGUUGAGAAUCUGUUGCAAAUUGUAAACGAGGUGCGUAGCAAGGCAGCUGAUAUGCGAGCCAUCAUAAAAAGUGCUGAAAAUAUUUCGGCCCGCAUUCAAGGCCAAUAUACAAAGGCACAAAAUGAAAUCACCGACACAUACCAAUUUUAUCGAUCAAUGCUUGACGAACGCAAAACCGAACUACUCAAAGAAUUGGAGAAUGUUUACAAUGCGAAGAAUUUAUCGCACACCGUAUCGACCAGCAAGUCACAGGAUCAAGUUGAAAAAAUAUUGCGUGAUUGUGAUUUGGUUGAACGUUUUGCUAAAAACGGUGGCAUACAAGAGGCCAUUACGUUGCGACGGCUCAUGGAAAGUAAAUUACAAUCGUUCUUAUCGAACAUUCAAGAUUUGCAGACAUCGUUUGAAUUGGAUUUCGUGUCAAAUUAUCAGGCAAUCCAAGUUGGCGUACGUAACACAUUCGGUUACAUUCGUUCAACACCCGAAUUGCCGAGCAAACAACAACCACCAAUUGCACGUCCAACAAGCAACAUUCUUACGAAUGGCAAUAGCCCGUCCAACAGUAUGAUCAAUUUGCAUGUACAAUCACAACAACAACAACAGCAGCAGCAGCAACAUCAACAACAGCAGCAGCAGCAAGUACAACUUCAACAGAAAUCACAACAAGUACUACAACAAUCCGCACAGCUAUUGAACGGUUGCCAACAGCAACAACAAAAUGGCAACAACAGUCUCAUGGAUCGUGCAUUUGCCAAUGCAUCUGGUUCGAUUAUUGGUGCCUCACAAUCGCAACAAAUGAUUGGCAGUGGAUUCGAUUCGAACAUCAUAUCGAAACGUUUCAAUGGCGCAAACAGUUUGGGCCCAUUCAUUCAUUCGUUUGGCGAAACAAAUGUCACCGAAAAUCCAUAUGAAAAAUGGAGCAACGGUGGUUCAGAGAAUAUCAUCAAUUUGAUUGCCGAUCAAUAUCAAAUGCCAUUGAAUAAUUGUGGUAAUGGCGUUAAUCAAAAUGAUGCCCUAUUGGAUUUGACAUCAAAAUUGAUGACCACACCAAUGUUCCCGCCAAAGUCACAAAUCAAACGCCAGAAAAUGAUCUAUCAUUGUAAAUUUGGUGAAUUCGGUGUGACCGAAGGUCAAUUCACCGAGCCAAGUGGCGUUGCAGUGAAUGCACAAAAUGAUAUUAUCGUUGCUGAUACAAACAAUCAUCGCAUUCAAAUAUUCGACAAAGAGGGACGUUUCAAAUUUCAAUUCGGUGAAUGUGGCAAACGCGAUGGUCAAUUACUCUAUCCGAAUCGUGUGGCCGUUGUAAGAACAUCGGGCGAUAUUAUUGUUACCGAACGUUCGCCAACCCAUCAAAUUCAAAUUUACAAUCAAUAUGGUCAAUUUGUACGGAAAUUUGGCGCAAAUAUUUUACAACAUCCACGGGGUGUCACUGUUGAUAAUAAAGGACGCAUUGUGGUCGUUGAAUGCAAAGUUAUGCGCGUUAUUAUCUUUGAUCAAACUGGAAAUGUUCUACAGAAAUUUGGUUGCAGCAAACAUUUGGAAUUUCCAAACGGCGUUGUGGUCAAUGAUAAACAGGAAAUUUUCAUCAGUGAUAAUCGAGCACAUUGUGUAAAAGUGUUCAGCUAUGAAGGUGUAUUUUUACGUCAAAUUGGCGGUGAAGGCAUCACCAACUAUCCAAUUGGUGUUGGCAUUAAUUCAACUGGUGAAAUUCUUAUCGCUGACAACCAUAACAAUUUCAAUUUAACCAUAUUCACACAAGACGGCCAAUUGGUAUCGGCACUCGAAAGCAAAGUUAAACAUGCUCAAUGUUUUGAUGUAGCACUCAUGGACGACGGCAGCGUUGUGCUAGCCAGCAAAGACUAUCGUUUGUACAUCUAUCGAUAUGUUUUGGUACCACCAAACUAAAUCGGAACCUCGGACGCAGGACUUCCCAAGAGAACGCAGCUAAGGACAAAAGCUAUAACAACAGCAGCAAAAACAACAUAUAAAACAACAAACAUAAACAUAAAAACAUCAAUAACAACAGAAAAACAUCUCCACAACGAGUUUCAUAGAAACGACAGCGCAGUAAAAUUGGACUGGCGGCCAAUAAUCAGACGUUCCUGAAUACAUUUAAAGCAACAGCAAAAACAAAGAAAUCGAUGCUGUUACAAAUUGUGGACAAAAAAAAGCGCGCAAUGUGUAUGUUAUAAGUGAUGAAAUUGGAAGACGAAAGACGAAGAUGAAUCAAGCUGGACGGAUCACACACUUUCCUGCAGAGAUGAGAAACAAAAUUAAACAAAAUUAUGAAAACUAGAAAGAAACCAAAUUGAUCGACAUACUACGCCCAUCAUCACAAUGGGAUAAAAUUGCAUAGAAAAAAAAUGCAAAGAGAUUUCAAACUGAAACGUUAAAUGAAUGUAUAUAGCGAAAUUUAUUGAAUUUUUUGUUUGAAGAACGAAGAGUUUCUUGGCUUAGAAAAGGAAAAAAAAUCAAGUGUUUGGCAUUUUGUCCAUUAUACACUUUAAUAGCGAAACGAAAACACAUUAACUAUUGAAAAUGGCUUACUUAAAACAAAAUGUCUUUUUUUUAAAGAAAACAAUUAUUCCCUUUAUGCAUUAACUAUAUUUACUCGUAUUGUAUAGCUAAGAAAAAUUGAGACAUAAAAAAAAUGAAAAAUAGUUCAUAAAACAACAACAAAAAAAAAACACAUUUAUCGUAACUUAAUAUGGAAUGAAAACACAAUUCCAUUUCUUGGACUGAUUCAUACGCCUCUAUAAUAGCUAUUAUGAGUUUUUUCUUAUGUGUAUUUUCUAUUUUAAUUUUUUUUCUUUGUCUAAUUUAUCUUUUUAAAAUAUAUAUAUCCAUAUAUGUUUGAAAAGUAACGCAAAAAAAAAAACACACACACACACACACUAUUUAAUUUGAUUCGAUGUUAUAUGAAGUGAGUGGAAGGAGAUAUGAAAUACAGCCAAACUGAAAGUAAAUAAUCGCAAAUUUAAAAUAUUUGCACAAUUUAUUAUUGGCUGUAGCAAUUAUAGUGGUAAAUCAAUUAGUUGGAUAUUAUAAACAAAAAAAAAUGGACUUUCAAAAUGAAAAUGAAGAAAGGAUAGACUAUAAACAAAAUGAUUAAUAUCAUGAAAAACAUCGUCGUUAGAAAUAUUCUGUGUAACACAAGUUUUGAGUGUAGACACCGAUGCACUUUUUUAUUUAAAGCAAAGACUCUUAAAACCGAUGUUAAAUUAAAACUAAACUUAAAAAAAAAUUAAUGAAACUAUUAUUAUAUCAAUCUUUCACAAUGCACACAAGUUGCCAGUUCAGAGAGACCAAGUUCUUAUGCCAAUGAGAAUUAUGAUUUUUUCGUCAUUUUUUUGCUGAAAAAUUUACAAUGAAUGUAAUAUACUACUUCAUCAGACGAAUUCUUUCUCAUUAUACAAAAUAAUGAAACAAAUGAAGCAAAAAAACAGAAAAACAAAAAAUUUACCUAAGAAUAAUAUUAAAUUAUUAUGCUCGGAUUCCAACAAAUUUUACAGUUUUUUCUCUAAAUAAUAAUCAUUCAAUUUUUUAUACUUCAAAUUAAAAAAAAAAAAUAAAACUGUGCGGACAAACCGAGCAUUUUUCUUUUAUAUAUUUGCACACUAUGAAUGAUAAACAAGUGCUUUCAAAUUGGAUGAAAGACAACAAUCUCGAAUUUUUUGUUUGUUUGUUCGUUUGUUUAUUUAUCUGUUUGUUUUUUUUUUGAAGCGAAUAAAUUAAAGCACAUACACAUACAAACAUAUAUAACACGAAUGUUAAUUUUGUUUCGAAAUGAUACACCGCCGAUGAUCAUGAUGAUUAUGAUGAGAAAUAGAAUUAACUGAAGAAAGAUUUUUUGACGAGGGAGACAAGAUUAUAGAAUAGUUGUAUAUUUUUUUAUAUGGAUAAAUUUGAAUUAUGAAUUUUUGAAACAAAAAAAAAAUGAUAAUGAGAGACAAGCAGAAGAAAAACAACAGCAACAUUAACAAAUUUAAAAUUAGUUUAGUGGUUAGAAAUUCAAGUCGUGUCAAUGUAGUUAUUUAUAUUUGCAUUAUAUCAAAUGAACAUACACAUUCAUUGAGAUUGGUGACUUUUUAAAGAAAAAGGAACAAAGAAAAUCCAUUGUUUGCCAUGAGCAUGUGAAAGUGGGGGGUGUAACGUCCCUUCUUCUGAUUCUGUUGCCGAUGUCUUAGAUGAUAGACAUGUCAUUGAGUUGUGUGCAUAUUUUGCCAUCGCAUCAAAAAAAAAACACGAAAAAGCCUUGUUAAUAAUCGAACUUAAAAGCCGAAUGGUGAAUUGAAUUGGGAUCUAUCAAAACAAAUAAAAUAUCAGAAUAUCCGUUCAAAUUGUUGUAUUGAUGUUGUGUAGUCGCCGAACAAAAAUGAUUAGAUAUGGUUUUUAGAUGAAGCGCGCGAACGAAUUGAAUUGAAAAUGAUUGUUGAUUUGUUGUAUAUUUGAAUUGAUGAUUCUCUCAUUCAAUUCGUACAUAUUUUAGUUUUGAUUAUUAACGAUGCUUUUGCUCACGUAAUCGUAUGUGGUCGAUACACACAGACACGUUGCACCGACCGAGUUUCGUAUACUAAAUUCAAUUAUUCAAAAUAUGAUGCGACGCCAAGUAUGCACAUCGAAUGUUUAAGCACAUCGCAUACAAAAUCAUAAUAAUAAACGGUUGUGUGCUGAUCCAAUAGCAUACACCAAACAAAUAAAACCAAUAUAUGCUCAUAGGUAAAACCAAACUAAAUAAAUCAACUAAAUAUUCUAAAUGUUUCAAUGUUACAUAAUUGUAUUUAGAGAACACAAUUCACAAAAAAAAAACACAUACACACAGGCAACAGCAAAAACCGUGGUUUAUAGCAUAUUCAAGUGAAAUGUGAAGAAAAAGAAUCUUUCUUUUUUCGCCAGAUUAUAAUAAUUGUUUUCACCCUUUUUUUCUAUCAUUUUCUGUUUUCAUUUAUCGUGUCACAAAUUAAUUGUCUACAACUACUGAUUACAAUAAGCCUAAACUAAAGUUUAAAACAACUCAGUUCACUGUGAAAAUUUCACGCGAAAAUCCCGAGAUUCAAUGCUAGAAUUUAAAAUAGAUUUUAUGACGUGAAAUAUUAUACACACACAAACACAUCUAAAGAGUCUGACAUUAAAUAUAUAUAAAAUAGAAUCAAUUCAGGAAUGACAAACAGAUGACAUUCCUUGCGCUAACGUGAAUGAAUGCAUGAGUUAAAGGGAAAACAAAAUUGAUACAGGAAAAAAAAUAAUAGAGCGAGAGAAAAAGAGAGAAGAAAAACAGUCGGGUGGAAGAAAAUGAAACACACAAACACUGACUACAACAAACUACAUUUAACUAAAAGUUACAAUUUAAAUACAUUCACACAUGCAUAAUUUAUACGAAACGAAAAGAAAAGAAAAAUGAACAUGACAAUGGCAUCGAAUGGAAUUUUGUUGAUUAAUUUUAUGCGCUAUUUUCUUUAUCCAUUAAUUGUAUUAUUAUUUGAUAUAUUUUUUUUUCUUUUUUGACUUCAUUAUUAUUAUAGUAUAUACCCAAACAAAACUAAUUGAAAACCCAUGCAUUUCUAUUUUGUGCGUUUCAUAUACUAAUUAUUUUUUUUUCUUUGUAUUCGCCGCUUUUGCUCUCAUUAUAUGAUUAACGAUUUUAUGACUUAUAUUAUUCUACUUAAAGAAAACAAGAGAGAAAGAGAGAAAGAUAAAGAGAGUAGAAGAAACAAAAACAUUUAAGCGAUAUACAGCGUGUUGUACGGAGUUUUAUCCUUAAUAUUUAGAGAGAGACUUUUUCACUGUCCAUAUAAUAAUGUUUAAUUUUAACGAGUUCUCGUUUAAUUAUUGUUUGACAAACGACAGGAUUUUACACAUUAAUAACGUUUAAUUUAAUUCUUUUUUGUAUAAAAAAAUAAAGGAAACAAACCUAUUUGCUAUUCUCAAACAAAUGAAACAAUCUCGAAUCAUUUUAUUUCAAUUUUUUAUUUGA